Molecule: messenger RNA, 978 nt
Organism: Humulus lupulus (European hop)
Lineage: Eukaryota; Viridiplantae; Streptophyta; Magnoliopsida; Rosales; Cannabaceae
Product: 3-hydroxy-3-methylglutaryl-coenzyme A reductase 2-like
Exons: 3
Coding region: 73-783 (236 amino acids)
Biological process (GO): coenzyme A metabolic process; sterol biosynthetic process; isoprenoid biosynthetic process
Cellular component (GO): endoplasmic reticulum membrane; peroxisomal membrane
Molecular function (GO): hydroxymethylglutaryl-CoA reductase (NADPH) activity
Source: RefSeq, a predicted model, not a curated record
CUUUCUCCCACUAGACCCGUCGAAGCUUCGACCACGCGGGCCCAAGCCCUCACACGACACCAGAGGCAAACGAUGACACUGGAGGCCAGCUCUUCUUCUCCUCUUCCCUGUGUGCGGCCAAGCCUUCUUCUUCCCUGCGUGAGACCAGCUAGCUCCGGCCGGUUCAACAACGACGGUUUCGGUCUAAGAACAUUGGAAGGGUUUGAUUACGAAUCUAUUUUGGGGCAGUGCUGCGAAAUGCCUGUUGGGUACGUCCAGAUUCCGGUGGGGAUCGCGGGUCCGUUGUUGCUCGAUGGGUUCGAGUAUUCGGUGCCGAUGGCGACUACAGAGGGUUAUUUGAUUGCGAGUACAAACAGAGGUUGCAAGGCUAUCCAUUUGUCUGGUGGGGCUACCAGCAUGUUGUUGAGGGACGGCAUGACCAAAGCACCGGUUGUGAGGUUUAAUUCCGCCAAGAGAGCUUCCGAGUUGAAGUUCUUCUUGGAGGACCCUGAAAAUUUCGAGACAUUUUCCAUCAUCUUUAACAGGUCUAGUAGAUUUGCCAGGCUCCAGGGUAUUCAGUGCGCGAUUGCUGGAAAGAAUGUGUAUAUCAGAUUUACCUGCAGCACGGGAGACGCCAUGGGGAUGAACAUGGUUUCAAAAGGAGUUCAAAAUGUUCUUGAUUUCCUUCAAAACGACUUUGAUGACAUGGAUGUUAUUGGCAUAUCUGAACAAUCCAGCUGGAAUGAAGAACUGACUUUCUCCCUCAAAGAACCUAAUGGAGUUUUGAAUUUGGUAAGUUCCUAAGAUUUUGAAUUUGUAGCUAUCCAAAUCUGCCACAUAGUUUCAAUUUCAAGAUAUAAUUUAGUUUGGCACUCAUCUCUGCUAUGUUAAAUCCUGAAAUUGUAUUUUGUUUAGCCAUUCUGAAGUUGCAUAUUGUUCAAGUCUUUACAUAACUAUGUUUUAGAUGGACGUCAAUUGUGUACAAACUUAUUUUUCUUG